This is a messenger RNA of Cotesia congregata, 714 nucleotides long. The record is from the annotation of a GenBank genome assembly. Lineage: Eukaryota; Metazoa; Arthropoda; Insecta; Hymenoptera; Braconidae.
AUGAUAUUAACAAUUGGAGUAUUGACAAUUAUUACAAUUGUUCAAGGAACAAUGUACAUGCCAUCUUUAAAGGUCCCUCUAUACUCGGAUUUACUUCUCCGAGAUAUAAUUGAUCAUAUGAGCAAAGACCUAGCAGAAACAGCAGACUCUUAUAUGGAUUACCCAGAGAUGGGUCGCGACGCCGAAGACUACGAGAAAGCCAAAGAAAUCCCCGCAGAAAUGUCGAUUGAUUACGAAGAAAUGGAAACGCUUAAUCCUAAUCCAAGUAUCCGCGAUCACGAGUACCUGAGACACAGUAGUCUUGUAGCUAACCAGAGAAUGAACGACGAAGCGGGUGAAGAUAGACACAAGGUUCAAGCUGCCGAGCCCAAGGGACUCAAGGAAGACAAAUCCGAGAAUACUCUUCCAGCUUAUUGCACUCCUCCCAAUCCGUGCCCAAUCGGAUACACAAGCGCAAACAAUUGUCUAGAAAAUUUUGAAAACACCGCAGCUUUUAGUCGCGAUUUUCAGGCAUCCCAAGACUGCAUGUGUGAUAGCGAACAUAUGCUUGAUUGUUUGAACAACAAUAAUGAAAAUAAUCAAGCUAUGAAUGGACAAAUUGCCAAUUCUGAAUUUGAAAAAAUUGUUGGAAGUUUACAGGAGGGUAAUCCUUAUUUCCGGGGUGAAAAAUUGCCAAUUGCAGCUAAAAAAGGGAUCAAUGUAUUUUCAUAUUAA